AUGGCGUUCCCGCUAUUCCGCACCGUUCCGAAGCCGAAACCAACCGAUGUCAACGCGAAUGAGGAUGCAUUCUUUCCAGAAUUGUCAUCGCAUUUUUCGUCGGAUCGUAUUCGUCUGCUCUAUCGCCUUCAAAUGAGUGAGUCAUGCGUUGAUGAAGCGACCCCAGUCGUCGUCGAUCCUCCAAUCAGUUUGCACACGACUGCCGACGGAGAGCGCCCGUCUUCGGAAAACUCUCUCAGGAAGGCUUCCGACGACGAGAGCUUCGAUAAGCUGAACUCAGCGCGAUCGAGCUCAUCGACGAACUUCGAAAAAGUUGGAAGCGAGCAGAUCACAACAUCUGCUUCUUCCGCUUCCUCGUUCGAGAAAAUGGGCAAAAAAUUGAGCGCGUCUGCCAAAUCGAUUGAUAAGCUCGAGACGGUGGCGAAAACCGAAGAGAAGCCCAUUGAGGCUCCCGAGCAAACCGAUAAAAUGCCAGAUCCGCCGGUGAGAUUUCGCCGAAUGUCGUCGAUUUCUGUUCGAAAAUCGAUGACACUUCCAGUGCCUCCGAGACGUGAAUCGAAGCUCUCAUUCCCUCGUCUUAAGCCGGUCAAAGAGGAAGUACGCAAAGGAAAAAUUAAAAGCAUGUUUAGCUGGCUUGGUGGUGAUUCUUCGAAGAAGAAGAACAAGGAGGUCCUUGAAAGCGUCAGCGAUGGCCUCCGCAAGAUCUACAAGCAGAAGCUUUACCCACUCGAAGAGUACCACAAAUUUCAUGACUUCCAUAGUCCGGCACUCGACGAUCCAGACUUUGAUGCGAAACCGAUGAUUCUUCUCGUCGGACAGUAUUCGACGGGAAAAACGACGUUCAUUCGAUACCUUUUAGAAUCGGACUUCCCCGGAAUCCGAAUUGGUCCUGAGCCGACGACCGAUCGCUUCAUCGCGGUUAUGCAUGGCGAAGAGGAAGGAAUCGUACCAGGAAAUGCGCUCGUCGUUGAUGCGAAAAAACAGUUUCGCGCGCUUUCCGGAUUCGGAAAUGCGUUUUUGAAUCGUUUCCAAUGUUCAACACUCAACAAUCAGGUGCUCGAGAGUGUCACCAUUGUUGAUACACCUGGAAUUUUGUCGGGAGAAAAGCAAAGAAUUGAUCGUGGCUACGACUUCACUGGCGUUUUAGAGUGGUUCGCUGAACGCGUCGAUCGCAUCAUUUUGUUGUUCGAUGCUCACAAACUCGAUAUCUCUGAUGAGUUCAAGAGAUGCAUUGAAGCCCUGUCCGGAAAUGAGGAUAAGAUUCGAAUUGUUCUCAACAAAUCCGACAUGGUCGAUCAUCAGCAACUCAUGCGUGUCUACGGUGCUCUGAUGUGGUCGCUUGGAAAGGUUUUCAAGACUCCGGAAGUGUCGCGAGUCUAUCUAGGAUCGUUCUGGGAUCACCCGUUGCACUAUGACAUCAACAGACGCUUGUUCCAAGACGAGCAGCACGAUCUGUUCCAGGAUCUUCAGGCUCUUCCGCGUAACGCCGCUCUUCGCAAACUCAAUGAUUUGAUCAAGCGCGCGCGACUCGCGAAAGUUCACGCCUACAUCAUGGCGGAACUUCGCAAGCAGAUGCCGGCGAUGAUUGGAAAAGACAAGAAGAAGAAGGAGCUGAUUCAGAAUCUUGACAAAAUUUAUGAGCAACUUCAACGCGAGCACAACAUCUCGCCGGGUGAUUUCCCCGACGUCAACAAGAUGCGCGAGAAGCUCCAGAAUCAGGACUUCACCAAGUUCAAUCCGAUCAAACCGAAGCUUUUGGAGGUUGUCGAUGGAAUGCUCGCCACUGAUAUCGCUAGGUUGAUGGCUCAGAUUCCGAAGGAGGAGGCUGCUGCUGCUCCAAGCAACGGAGCCAACGGACACGAUCCGACGGUCCGCGGUGGAGCGUUCAGUCAGACGACUGAAGCCGAGACGCCAUUCGGUUUUGGAAGGGGCGAAGGAUUCGAUAAGGGAGCUGACGAGAGCGAAUGGAUUGUUAAUCGCGAGCGAACUAGCGCCGACGCGACAUUCGCCAGUCUCGGUCCGGUCAAUGGUUUUCUUAGCGGGCGUGCCGCCAAAGAACAUAUGGUCAAAUCGAAAUUGCCAAAUUCGGUUCUUGGCAAAAUUUGGAAAUUGGCUGACAUUGAUAAAGAUGGACAACUUGAUGAGGAUGAGUUCGCACUUGCCAAUUAUUUGAUCAAUUUGAAGCUUGAAGGACAUGAGCUUCCACUCGAGCUCCCGAAGCACUUGAUUCCUCCAUCGAAGCGCGAGAAGCAGGAUGCGGUAUACCCGACGUUGGGAGACGACGAAUAG
Messenger RNA from Caenorhabditis bovis, 2289 nucleotides. The record is from the annotation of a GenBank genome assembly. NCBI's taxonomy places the organism in Eukaryota, Metazoa, Nematoda, Chromadorea, Rhabditida, Rhabditidae.